This is a messenger RNA of Nerophis lumbriciformis (worm pipefish), 1563 nucleotides long. The record is from RefSeq and is a predicted model, not a curated record. NCBI's taxonomy places the organism in Eukaryota, Metazoa, Chordata, Actinopteri, Syngnathiformes, Syngnathidae.
AUGGCGACGUACGUGGUCGCAACUGCUCCAACGAAAAGCGCUACUAAGUUUGUUUCAACGUCAAUGGUGCGACAUUACAUGACGCAGAUGGUGUGUUUUUUAGUUCCCCAUCGCUUUUCUCAUCGGAGCAGCUUGUAUGAGCAUGUUUGUGAAGGAUAUAGUGACAAGCCGCAGCUGGACAUGAGAGCAGUAUGUGAGGAGACCGACAAAGUCGUCGCGAAUGUGGAGAGCAGAAAGGGCGAGCUGCGGGGGGAAGAUGUCAAGGAAAUUGUGAGUGUAUGGCAGCAACUCCAGGCUGUACGAAGGGAAAUCUCUGAGCUGGAACAACAGAAACAGCAUGUCAGUGGAACAGUCAGAGCUUUAGUGGCAAAACACAGAAAGCAAGCUCUCGCUAAUCUUCCAGAGUACAAUCAGGCACUGCAGAAAGGUCGGGAGGUCCGUAAAAGACUCAACAACCUCUACCCUAGAGAGUCGCAGUUGGAUCAAGAACACUUCAGCCGGGCACUCAGGCUCCCCAACACCACACAUCCUGAUGUUCCUAUUGGAGAUGAGAGCCAAGCCAGGGUAGUGGAGCUGGUUGGCCAAAAACGUGAAUUUGACUUUAAACCCAGAGGCCAUGUCGAACUGGGGGAGCUGUUGGGUGGUCUCAUCAGGCAGAGGCAUCUUGCUCAUGUUUCAGGUCACAGAUCUUACUAUCUGAGGGGCGCAGGUGCCAAACUUCAGACUGCUCUCCAAAACUUUGCGCUCGACACUCUGCAACGCCGUGGUUUCAUUCCAAUGGUUGUACCUGACAUGCUGAAGGGUGCAGUGUUUGAGGGAUGUGGCAUGCAGCCCAACGCCCAUCGUUCUCAGGUGUACUCCCUUGACCCGACUCGUUUCCCAGACUUGAACCUGGCUGGGACUGGAGAAGUUGGAGUGGCAGGUUAUUUCAUGGAUCAUGCGGUUAAUUUUAAGGAUCUACCUGUCAGGACAAUGUGCAGCAGUACAUGUUAUAGAGCAGAAACAGACACAGGAAGAGAGACCUGGGGCCUUUAUAGAGUUCAUCACUUCAAUAAGGUGGAGAUGUUUGGGGUGACGGCAAACGAGACAGGAGAGGAGAGUGCUCAGCUCCUAGAGGAGUUUGUCUCAUUGCAAAAAGAGAUAUUUUCUGCACUGGAGCUACAUUACAGAGUAUUAGACAUGCCAACACAGGAGUUAGGUCUUCCAGCAUAUAGAAAGUAUGAUAUAGAAGCCUGGAUGCCUGGGAGAAACAGUUAUGGAGAGAUUUCUAGUGGUUCAAACUGUACGGACUACCAGAGCCGACGCCUCAAUAUACUGUAUGAGAGAGAGGAUGGCAGCCUGCACUACGCCCACACAGUGAAUGCUACAGCGUGCGCCAUCCCCAGAACAAUCAUUGCUAUCAUGGAGACUCACCAAACUAAGGAAGGAUCAGUGCGUGUCCCCAGAGCUUUGCAACCAUAUAUGCGUCUUGAUGUGAUUGAGAGGCCAAAGUGGACCCCUCCUAAAUACAUUGGUCCUAACCAACCCAGCCGCCAACCCAGGCCUACUCCCACGAUUACGUGA